Molecule: messenger RNA, 1870 nt
Organism: Venturia canescens
Lineage: Eukaryota; Metazoa; Arthropoda; Insecta; Hymenoptera; Ichneumonidae
Exons: 3
Coding region: 352-1053 (233 amino acids)
Source: RefSeq, a predicted model, not a curated record
CGGGCCUUAAGCAUUGAGUGUCACCCCCCUGCUCCUCCGCAGCUUCUGCAGUGUUGACACAUGCCGUAUUAGUCUACUGUAUGUCGAUUUUACUGGCAAAAGCUCCAAAAAGCCUAAUGACAGGUAUGUCACUUAUAGAAAAGUGACGGUUUUCUUCCAGACAAAAAACCGUUGAACCCUUUUUUACGGUUGAUCGUGUUGGAGUUAAAUAGUAUAAACGCAAAGCUACGUCAGUCAAUCUUCGAAUUAGAAAACCGUUGCAGCGAAGCACAACAUAUAAUAACAAUUAAAUCAAAGAACGCCAAAAAGAAAAGAAUAGACUAUCAAGUAGGUAGGUAUAGGUGUGUGACAAUGCCAGAGAGCGAGGCAGUUUAUCAACCAACAACAGAAGGUUACACUUACGAGGCUGGUGGGAAUACCAAUGACCCGGGAAAUGGCUUCAGAAGUGGUUUUUCAAGAAUAUUAUUUCGACACAAAGUCAGCACAAGAAAAUGGGCUGAAUGGGUCUUACUAUCAGUUGCAAUCUGUGCAUCCGUUGCAGGCUUAACAACUCUUCUGGUCAAUCUUUUUGCUGCAGAUGCAAAUGAUAUCACAUAUGCAGAUUUUAAACCAGGAAAUUCAACCAGGAGUACCAAGGUUGAAGGGCAUAUGGAAAAUGGAAGUAGAGGAUCGAUUGCCGUUGGAGCUACUAUCACAUUGAUCGGCUUAUUACUUGGAUGCAGCUGGGCAUGGCUCCGCUUUUUCAAGCGUAGCAAAUCACCCAGAGGGGGAAUGAAUAGAGGCAGUGGCCAGAUGUUGGGCGGUUUGAAUCCAUCGACUGACUUGCUGGUGGGUUCCACUUCGCAGUACGGGCCUGUGCUUACUGAAGUACCCAGUCAAAUGAUGCCGAAUACGAUGACAAAUAAUGUGCACGAUGUCCAGACUGUCGCGCUUUCGGAUCAAGAAGAAGAGACGCGCACGUUGAUGCCUGAUGUAAGUGGUGGUACGUCUGCUGUCACUCUAUCUAGUGAUCCACUAAACGGUGAUCUGAGGACUGGUCAGAUCACAGGAUAAACGGAAGAAAGGAUUCAUAAUUUGAGUCGCACUGGAUUUCAUUGUCACCCUCUUCUUGUCUGGAUGAUAGAGAAUUGAAAUUCUGACUGAAACAGAUUUAAUUUCCGUCGUUAAUUCAUAAUACAAUUUCAACAGAAUAACUUUUAUCCUACUGUGUCCGUGCUCUAGAAUCAUGAAAAAACCACUACGCUAUAACGCAUACUAGAAACAAAAUGAUAUGGUAACCACGAUAAUUUUGCUUCUAAUUGUGCUUGCAAAUACAUUUUUAACCGAUUAUCACCCACAUUUCAAUCUCUCUCUCUCUCCCUCUCCCUCUCUCUCUCUCUCUCUCUCUCUCUCUCUCUCUCUCUCUCUCUCUCUCUCUCUCUCUCUCUCUCUCUCUCUCUCUCUCUCUCUCUCUCUCUCUCUCUCUCUCUCUUCACGGUGGUAAGAUACCGACUGAUGCAUACCUUUAACGGCAGUGGUUGCAAGACAAGUAAAUGAAAACUUUAAAAAUCAUGAAAGUCUGUGUAAGUUCAAGCAUUGUCUUGUCAAUAUAAAAUUUUAAUGAUUUUUCUUUUCUACCUUUUUCAUUUCAAAAUUUCACAAAAGAAAUUGUUAUUUGUAUAAUUCGAGUUGAACUUAUUCGUGUGUCGCAUUCACGGGGCGAUUUUAGGACAUAAUUGUAUACUAGGUACUCCACAUCUUCAUAAUAAUAAAAUCGUAUUGAACAGUUCAGAUUCAAAUUUUGUACGUUAGGUCUGAUGUAUAUUUGAGAUUAAAAUUUCAUGUAUUCAUUGCGUUACUAUGACGAAAAUAAAGACUGACAUGGUAAGAA